AUGGACUCCCUUUAUAGCCUGCUAUUUCUCGCUUUGGCUGGAGGCGCUGCUUGGUACGCGUGGCAGCGGUCCCAGAGGCGCAAACAUCAUGUUUUGGAGAACCUAUCGGGGCCGCCCUCGCGCUCUUUCCUCAAGGGCUCCCUUGGGGAAAUGUACAAUCGUCACGCAAUGCCAUUCCAAAAGGAUGUAGCCCUCAACUAUGGAUCUGUUGUCAAGCUGAGAGGCUUAUUCAAUCGUCCGAUUGUCUUCAUUUCUGACCCCGCAGCACUGCAUACAAUGCUCAUCAAAGAGGAGCACAUCUUCGAAGAAUCUCGGUCGUUCAUCUUAGGGAACAUGCUCAUAUUUGGGCCUGGUUUGUUGGCGACUUUGGGUGACCAACACCGCAAGCAGCGUAAAAUCCUGAACCCUGUUUUCUCCGUCGCCCACAUGAGAGACAUGCUUCCGCUGUUCUACAAUGUCAUACACCGGCUGCGGGAUGCGAUCUCACUCCAAGUUACAAAGGGUCAAUCGGAAAUCGACAUGUUACAGUGGACUGGCCGUGUGGCCCUCGAGCUUAUCGGGCAAAGUGGGCUUGGAUAUUCCUUCGACAGUUUCGUCUCGGAUAUGAAAGACGAUUACGGUGCAGCCUUGAAGGCCCUCUUCCCAAGGCUAAUGGAUAUUGACAUAUUGCAGCGACUUCUACCCUAUGUACCUUUCACAGUACCAGCAGGCAUUGGGCGGCUUGCCAUCAAUUUGAUACCAAACGCGGCGGUCCAGAAAGUCAAGUCUAUUGUGGACACUAUGAGCACAAGAUCGACGCGAAUCUUCGUGUCCAAGAAGAAGGCGCUCGCCGAUGGUGACAAAGCGGUUCUCGAACAAGUCGGCAAGGGAAAAGAUAUCAUGAGUGUCCUAAUGAAGGCGAACAGUCUCGCAUCAGAAGACGAUCGCCUUUCGGAAAAAGAGUUGAUCAGCCAAAUGUCCACACUGGUUUUAGCAGCGACGGAUACCACAUCCAACACCGUGGCACGCAUUUUGCACCUCCUUUCAGAGCAUCCAGAUAUUCAGGAUAAGCUACGCCAGGAGAUACUCGCAGCGGGUGCCCAUGAAAAAUGCUCGUAUGAUGAGUUGAACAAACUUCCACUCUUGAACGCCGUGUGUCGCGAAACACUUCGCCUUUAUCCGGCUGUCACGACUUUGAUGCGCGUACCCAACAAGGACACUGUUCUUCCCUUGCAUGAGCCCAUCAUGGGGAUCGACGGGACAAUCAUCAAGGAGAUACCUAUUUCCAGAGGAACCGAGGUUCUGAUUGGUGCUUGGGCAUGCAACCUGAAGAAAUCACUUUGGGGAGAAGAUUCGACCGAAUGGAAGCCCGAGAGAUGGCUGAACGGCUUGCCGACCGCUGUGCUUGAAGCUCCCAUCCCAGGCGUAUAUUCGCAUCUCAUGACGUUCCUUGGAGGCAAACGAGCUUGCAUCGGUUUCAAGUUCUCGGAGAUGGAAAUGAUCGACGGGAAGGUGAUCACUUGGAAUAUGGCUGGAGUUAUUUACCCGACUAUGAGCAGGGAGAGUGAGACUCCGGAGAUGUUCUUGAAGGUUGGGUUGUACUCGGAGGGUGCAAAGACUAAAUGA
Postia placenta MAD-698-R-SB12 is the source of this 1605-nucleotide messenger RNA. RefSeq lists its product as hypothetical. Gene Ontology annotation, molecular function: oxidoreductase activity, acting on paired donors, with incorporation or reduction of molecular oxygen; iron ion binding; monooxygenase activity. NCBI's taxonomy places the organism in Eukaryota, Fungi, Basidiomycota, Agaricomycetes, Polyporales, Adustoporiaceae. The coding region runs from base 1 to 1605 and encodes 534 amino acids. The transcript is spliced from 14 exons. The record is from RefSeq and is a predicted model, not a curated record.